CUAUGACUCAUUUGAUCCCAUUGGAAAGGACAGACAGGCUGUGGUUUAUUUUAGUUAUACAAUUGUUUUCCUCAAUCCCCGGACUGGUCUGCUUCGCAAGCGUUCCCGGUAGUCUCGCGAUGUUGCAUCUCCGGGUUUAGAAACUCUGACCCCAUCGAAUUAAGUAUCUAUUUUCCCACAAUGCAAGCGUCAUGUAAACAAAGGACAACGACAGGAAGGGAGACUGAAAAGUUCUAGCUAGUUGAGUACCUAGUUACAAAUGUGCAACUUGCUACAGCAUUUCUGCAAUGGAUAUACCAACAAUAUACAUAUAUUUAAGUAUAUAACUAACCAGUUUGACAUAGUUUGUAUUGUUUUUCGGUUGUCUCGUGUGGGGUCUCUACUUCCAGUUAGCUUGCUACGGUAACGUUAGUUAACUUGCGUGCCUAGCAGCUAACAGUAGCUAUAGUACUUUGUCUCAAAAUGCAUCGGUCUUGGCAGUUUCAUAUGGAAACAGUUUUUAAAAGAGGGUGACGGGUAAUAUCAAAAGUGAAUCGAAGUAAAGAAGAUCAAAGGGGGAGUUAUCGGUGUCUUUGCUUUUACUAGCAGCAGGCUGUAUCUAUCAGGCUUCUUCACCAAUCAACAGCAGUUGAAAAACAUACUGUAGAAAGGGAUGACAGCUUUUGGAGGACAACCUUUGUGGCCAUCAUACAUCCAUGAGCCUCCCCACGUCUGAGGGACUUCCACAAUGAAGAAAAUCUGUCUGAAAACGAUACGAAAGUCAUUCAACCUAAAAAGCAGAGAGGAGGGAAAGGAUAUUGUACCACAGCCAAAUUCAGCUACCGACAUCUCAACAGAUUCAGUGUUUGGAAAAUGUUACAGCAAAGAACUUGUUCGCAACGACUUCAAUCAUGAGGAGGAGAAAGGCCCUAAGAACCGCUCCAAGGGUGAGAGUCUUAUGGGAUCACUGAAAAGAAGGCUUUCGGCAAAGCAGAAAAAUAAAAUAAAGGAAAGUUCCACAUCGGUGACCAGUGAAGAUGACACAUUCUCGUGCUCCUCAGCACCCAUAUUCUUUAAUGAUGUCAAAUCACAACACCAUCUAAGAUCUAAUAGUCACCAUUAUAGCCCCACGCCAUGGGCCCUCAGGGCAGCAAAUUCUGAGGAAACAUGCAUUAGGAUGGAUGGGAAAGUGAAAGCUAUGAUACAUUCAUCAGACCCAAGCCCAUCUCUGAAUGGCAUUCUGAAAGAAUUCCCAGACCCCCAGAGGGAAACGCUUUUUCAGGAUUCAACCGAGAACACUAAGCCUCAGAAUGGUGAUUUGCAUCUAGGUAUUGAUCAUGAAAAUGUACCUGCCAUCAUUGGACUAGCAUCUCAGGACUAUAUACACUAUGCAAUGCCUAUAGAUGAUGAACUUGACCCUGCAGAAGGUUUGGAUAGUUCCUCUCCAAUGCAUGAGGUGCCUCAGCCUGAGCAAUUCCCUCCUUUUGCAGAUGAAGAGCCCAUUGACCAGGAGAAGCUGAUAUCACCAGAUAUAUUCAUGGACCCAUCGGUGAAUCGACUGCUCUCUGAUGCUGAAUGUGCCUUGAUUCAGGACUCUAGAAUAGAGCCUCCUCUCUCCCCCUUGCUCUCUCUACCACCUGGUAGUCACAUCCGAAGGAGUUUUCUAGUAUAUGGUGGUUCUUCUCACUCACAUGGUGCAGAGAGAGUUUUGCAUCAUCUCAACUUUGACCCCAAUUCAGCCCCUGGCGUUGGCAGGGUUUAUGAUGCUGUUCAGCACAGCGGGCCCAUGAUUGUAACCAGCCUUACAGUAGAGCUAAAGAAACUGGCCAAGCAGGGUUGGUACUGGGGUCCUAUAACGCGUUGGGAAGCUGAGGAAAAACUUGCCAGCCUGCCAGAUGGGUCAUUCUUGGUGCGAGACAGCUCAGACGAUCGCUAUCUUUUGAGCUUGAGCUUUCGUUCACAGGGUAAGACCCUCCACACCAGGAUUGAACACUCCAAUGGUAGUUUCAGUUUCUACGAACAGCCAGAUGUGGAGGGUCACAUAUCAAUAGUGGAACUCAUAGAAUGUUCAAUCAUAGAUUCUGAGAGUGGAGCCUUCUGCUAUUCACGAUCUCGCACACCAGGGACUGCAAUGUAUCCUGUCCGACUUACAAACCCUAUCUCAAGGUUUAUGCAGGUGCGCUCCAUGCAGUACCUCUGUCGGUUUGUCAUCCGUCAGUACACACGGAUCGACCUUAUCCAGAAGUUGCCUUUGCCAAACAAGAUGAAAGAUUACUUGCAGGAAAAGCACUACUGAAGGGCUUAAAUUAAACUCAGUUGGACUUUCUUGCACAUUUUUGAUCAGUGAUAUAUUGACUUAGUCCUCAUUUUUACAUUUUUUUUUUACCCUUUUUCUUGGCUGUUACAAAUACUUUUUGUGAAUUUGAUUUCAAUACAUGUAACACAGUACAAUGUCUCCCUAUCUAGUGAUCUGUUCAACAGCCAAUGCCAACAACUGAUAUAUAUAUAUAGAGCAUACAGUUAUACUCCCAACCUCAAAGCAAAGGAUUGAAAUUGAACCGUAAUCAAAUCUAUAUUUAAGAAAUUAGCAUUGGAUUAUUUCUUUUAAUUGUGUUUUGAUGAGCCAAGUGUUUUGUUAUAUAAAGCACAAAUGGUUCUAAUCGUUACUACACUCCACAUUUCUGCAUUGUCCUAUGUGGUUUGUUGUCUUACAUUAAACCAGUUUGUUAGUACUGUAGCUACUAGCUAGUAUGAGUUUGAUACCUGAAAGUUCUCUCUGCUCAGUCUUUAGUAAAGUUGUUUUUCUUUUGCUUCAGUGAUGGUUUCUCAUUGCAUGUUAAUUAUAUUGCGUAUAUGGAGAAUGAAAAUUUAAGUACAACACAUCUGAUGCUGUAAUUUGGGAGAACUAAUCGUCAUCGACUGUAUAGGCAUAAAUCGAGAUAAUGGCUUGUUUGUGCAGCCUAAACUUGACUGUUUGCCUGUCACUGUAAGUAUAAGGAUAAAAUGCCUCACCUUGUUACUUUUCAGGUCAUGAAAUGCUACCUACUUGUUUUGGUAUGUCUCACCCCUCCCUCCCUCUUGAAAGGCUGUACUUCAAUUUAUUGCACAUCUUCAAUGCAGUUAAAGGAGGGGUGUUUAUGAUUGUUAAUAAACUGCAUUCACAUAUAA
Oncorhynchus mykiss (rainbow trout) is the source of this 3147-nucleotide messenger RNA. The record is from RefSeq and is a predicted model, not a curated record. NCBI's taxonomy places the organism in Eukaryota, Metazoa, Chordata, Actinopteri, Salmoniformes, Salmonidae.